AUGAGGUGCGCAAGCAAGGCCGCCGAGAGCGCGUCCGCACGUCUCUGUGCGGACGCCGAAGCAGAAACCACAGCAACUGAUGUCUCAUCGGUUGCUGAAGCGACUCAGCCUGUGUCACUUGGUGAUGCAGGCGCUGGUCAUGAAGACACUCAUGUCUUCACAGAGUAUGAGCUCGGUGUCUUAUACUCUCCUGAUACGGAAGACGGAUCCGUAUCGACGGCGAUCGAAUCUAAGCCGCCUGCCAAGCGUGGCAUGGAUGAUGCUAUGCGUCGUAGCAUCUUUGGUUCAUCUGAUGAAUCAGAUGAACCAUCGCCGAAGCGAAGUCGCUCGAGGUCGCGAGACUCGGGCGCUAACAGUGGUGUCGGUUCUCCUAUUGACACCGCUUCACAGCGAGGUGCCAGUCCUUCUGUCGGCACAUCGCAGGAAGAGCGGGGCCGCAAUGUCUUGCGUCUCGCUCCAGAGAAGAAGGAUGGAUGCCUCCUAAAUCUGUCGUGGAUCACUUGUCGUCGACGACGAGUGAUCGUUAUCGAACACGGUGUUCGAUUCGUCAAGGAUCCAUCACCUUGA
Molecule: messenger RNA, 567 nt
Organism: Peronospora matthiolae
Lineage: Eukaryota; Oomycota; Peronosporomycetes; Peronosporales; Peronosporaceae
Source: the annotation of a GenBank genome assembly